Molecule: messenger RNA, 4867 nt
Organism: Stegastes partitus (bicolor damselfish)
Lineage: Eukaryota; Metazoa; Chordata; Actinopteri; Pomacentridae
Gene: hfm1
Product: helicase for meiosis 1
Exons: 39
Coding region: 21-4652 (1543 amino acids)
Molecular function (GO): ATP binding; nucleic acid binding
Source: RefSeq, a predicted model, not a curated record
CGCCUGCAUUAUCUGAUGAGAUGUUGGACUCCGACGACUGCACCUUGUCCCUGGACAAUCUAUUUUUUGAAAAACCAGUUGUCCACAAAGUAAGGCCACUGCACCAGGAGCCCAGUCCAUGGCAGCUGGAAGCACCUCCAUCUCUUACUCAUAUUCCAGCCACUCAGGGUAUGCAGGAGGAGGCAGAGUCUCUCUCUGCCCUAUACAGUUUCUCACAAAGACCCAAGAAAUUCCACCCUCCGUAUAAAGGAUCAGCUGACCAUAGGGUCUUACCAAUACAAACCAACUGCUCUUAUAGGUUUAGCAAUGAUGAGAAAAAUACUGAAGAGACUCAAGGUGGUAAUAGCAGCAGCACCAUCCGAUGCGACGGCCUUUGGGGAGGUGAAGGGUUCAGGGAUUACUCUCGGGGUGGCUGUCAGAGUGGCAGAGGUGGAGAUGAAACCCCGCAGGACUCUGGUCGUGCAGGCGUCAGCACUUGUUUGUCUCUGGACUGCAGCAAAAGCCCACCUUUACGGAGAAGCUUGUUCAAGAUUCAGGCGCUGACCAGUGGAGGUGACUCGUCAAACACAGAUGACCUCAGUGGCAGUGGCAGCAGCAGCCAGACAACAUCCAGACUUCAAACUUUUCUCAGUCAGGUUACCAUGACGACAGCGCCUCCUCCUUUUCAGCUGCCACAGGCGACAGUUGGCCACGCAGCUCCUCCUUUCCCCUCCAAGCCCCCUCUCUCACCCCCUCCUCUGGGCUCAUCUGCAGCGAGUGGCCAACCCCCGCAGCAGGCGCCACAUGCAGAGAUACAGGACAAGGGCACAAAGAGAGCUUUCGUUCCACCCAUGACGCCUCAGCCGCUCCACAUACGAGGGUCUUCUGGUUCUGGAGUUUUGCGACCAGUUUCUGAAAUCCCAGUUAGGUUCAGAUCUGUCUUCAGCGACUUCCCCUUUUUCAAUUAUGUGCAGUCCAAAGCUCUUGAUGAUGUUCUUUACACGAGUAAGAACUUUGUGGCAUGUGCUCCGACUGGAUCUGGUAAAACAGUGCUGUUUGAGUUGGCAAUUAUUCGCCUGCUAAUGGAGACACCAGAGCCCUGGAGAGACGUCAAAGCUGUAUACAUGGCCCCUAUCAAAGCUCUCUGCAGUCAGUGUUUUGAGAACUGGAAGAAGAAGUUUGGUCCUCUGGGGUUGAGCUGCAAGGAGCUGACUGGUGACACGGAGAUUGAUGACUUCUUUGAGAUUCAGGACUCUCACAUCAUCCUGACCACACCUGAAAAAUGGGACAGCAUGACAAGAAAAUGGAAGGAUAACUGUUUGCUGCAGCUAGUCAGGCUCUUCCUUAUUGAUGAGGUGCAUGUUGUGAAGGAUGCGACCCGUGGCGCCACCUUGGAAGUGGUGGUGAGCCGGAUGAAGGCAGUACACGCCUACAGGACAUCACAAAAUCCAGAGGCAGGCCUCUCUAUGAGAUUUGUGGCUGUAUCUGCCACCAUACCCAAUAUAUCCGAUAUAGCAGACUGGUUGUCAAACGAGGGCGGUCAGGCCACAUAUCUGGAUAUGGAUGAGAGCCACCGUCCAGUGAAGCUGAGAAAGGUGGUGCUCGGAUUCCCCUGCAGUCCAAACCAAACUGAGUUCAAGUUUGAUUUGUCACUUAACUACAAGAUGGCCAACAUCAUACAGACGUACUCUGACCAGAAGCCUGCACUAGUGUUUUGCUCCACAAGGAAAGGAGCCCAGCAGUCCGCUGCAGUUCUGGCCAAGGAUGCUCGAUUCAUCAUGAGCAUUGAACACAAGCAAAGGUUGAUGAAAUAUGCAAACUCUAUUCUAGACACCAAGCUGAGAGAUCUGGUGAUGUUAGGAGUUGGUUAUCACCACGCAGGAGUCGACUUGUCUGAUAGGAAGCUGAUAGAAGAGGCCUUCACUCUGGGAGACCUGCCUGUCCUCUUUACGACCAGGACUUUGGCCAUGGGGGUAAACCUGCCAGCUCAUCUGGUGGUGAUCAAGUCCACCAUGCAGUAUGUGUCAGGCUCCUGUGAGGAGUACAGCGAGGCAGACCUGCUGCAGAUGAUCGGCCGGGCUGGCAGACCACAGUUUGACACGUCAGCCACUGCAGUGAUCAUGACCAAGAUUCAGACCCGAAACAAGUACAUGCAGCUCAUGAGCGGGAUGGAAAUCAUUGAGAGCAGCUUACACGCUCACCUGGUGGAGCACCUGAAUGCUGAGAUUGUUCUCCAAACCAUCAGCGAUGUCAACAUGGCUCUGGACUGGAUCCGCUCCACCUUCCUCUACAUCAGAGCCCUCAAAAACCCCACACACUACGGUUUCUCUGCCGACUUAGACAGAUACGGCAUUGAAGGAAAAUUACAAGAACUGUGUCUGAAGAACCUCAACUCUCUGUUCUCUAUUGGUGUCAUCGAUAUGGACGAGGAUAUCAACAUCAAGCCAACAGAGGCUGGCAGGUUGAUGGCGAGGUACUGCGUUGCGUUCGACACCAUGAGAAAGUUCAGUGAAGUGGCUGGCUCCGAGAGCCUUUCUGAUCUGAUCAAGCUGAUGUCGAAGAGCAGAGAGUUCAGCAACAUUCAGCUGAGAGUGAAUGAGAAGAGGCCCUUGAACACUUUGAACAGGGAUAAAAACAGGGUCACCAUCAGAUUUCCCAUGGAAGGAAAGAUCAAAACCAGUGAGAUGAAAGUGAACUGCUUGAUUCAGGCUCAGCUGGGUUCCAUCUCCAUUCAAGAGUUUGGACUCACACAGGACACAGCAAAGAUCUUUAGGAACGGGAUGCGCAUCAGCAGAUGCCUCUCAGAGUAUCUGACUCAGCGAUCCAAGACCGGUUUCUCUGCUGUGCUCAACUCCCUGAUCCUGGCUAAGUGCUUCAGAGCCAAGCUUUGGGAAAACUCGCUCUAUGUUUCCAAACAGCUGGACAAGAUAGGCCAGUUCCUGUCUACUGCCAUGGUGAACAGCGGACUGACCACUUUCAGCAAAAUAGAGGAAACCAACGCCAGAGAGCUCGAGCUGAUUCUCAACAGACAUCCGCCGUUUGGAAACCAAAUCAGAGAAUCUGUCGUCCGUCUCCCAAAGUAUGACAUUUCUCUGGAGCAGCUGCCGCGGUACAGCAGUGCCACGGCAGAGAUUGUGGUGAAGGUGAACCUGACGAACCGAGCACAGCUGCUGUCAAAGAGAACGGCUCCAGACCACCACUACGUCUCUCUGAUCAUCGGAGACUCCGACAACACCGUCGUCUUUCUACAGAAACUCACGGACCUGGUGCUGCUGAAGUGUGGUAGCUGGUCGAAGAAGAUUGAUGUGGCAAAAGCCUCGAAAGGAGAGGAGAUCAGUGUCAAUCUCAUAAGCUCAGGAUACGUGGGCCUGGACAUCCAGCAGAAGUUCACUGUGCACUACUCUGCAGCCAGGAGGUCUGAAAAUCCAUACAAUACAACACACAUUCCUGCUGGACAGAGACCACAGAGUUCUGAGCUGAAGCCGCUGUCUGCAAAUCAGGCUGAGGCUCAGAAGGAAAAUGCUGCUAAAGACCAAGGCAAAACCCAUCAUGUAGGCAGUAAAAGACAGUGCAACCACUUCUGCAAGAAUAAGAGCCUCUGUGCGCAUGACUGCUGUAAAGUAGGUGUAACUGUGGCACGGAAGAGGUCAGCGAACCAGGAGUCCAGUUUCUCAUCUUAUCUGCAAGACCUGAGGAUCAGAUCGGACACUCUCACGCAGACCCCAGUGAAACGACUCAAGAUGAAGAUGAGCGAGGAGCCCGUGUCCGUCAGCAUGCAGGAGUUUGCUUACAAGCCCAAACAGAUGCUUUCUCCUGUUUCCUGGGGUGGAGGAAUUCACCACAAAGCUUCACUGAAACCUCACACUGUGACCGGCCUGACAGACGGAGACUGCGCUCAGCUGCCAGACAUAAUUUGUCUGGAUGACCUUGACAGAGGUUAUGAUGACUAUGUGGAGAGCAACAUGGUGGGAGAGAACGUCCAAACCUCUGCUGCAUCCAGCGCUCACUACCGAAGUUCCUCGGUGUGGAUGAUCCCAGAACCGAGCAGUGGGAGUCAGAACUCUAAACAACAUCUAAACCAGAUCAAUACCAGCAGCUCAGCUUACUCACUGAGGUCCACCGCUGUGUCAGAGGAACGAGCUUCAUCGUUCCAACUGCCGGCCGUCAGCUUUGACCUUGGAAACGAAUGGGACGACUGGGGCGACUUCGAUGACGACAACUUGGUGCACGCCAGCGAGACUUCACUGGCCUCGUGUACGACUAAUCCUCAGAGUGUAGAGCACAACCGGGCAGGCCAUGCUACUACAUCAGCACCAGCGUUCCUCGGUUGCUCACAAGCCAAACCCUGUAUGAGCGCUGUCACCACACCGCUGAGAUCGAUUUCAGCAACUGUGAGUCCUGAAAUCAGGAAACUGGGACCUUCACCAGUCAGUACAACAUCUGCCCUGCAGAAAAGAAUCACCCUCGACUGGAACAGAAAGAGACCAAACAUCUUCAAUGAGGAGAUCACAGUAAAACUACCAGAAAAUCUUCCAAGAAAGCCUCACGAGACCCGAGUGAAUAACAGACUGGAUUUCUUCUCGACAAUGAGCGUCGCAGCCGGUGCGAGCUCAUCCGACAGCAGAAGCAAAGAAGAGGAAGCUUUCCUUGGCAUAUUCGAUGGUAUAUUUUAGAAGGACUGUUGGCCUUCCUCUGACAUGAAUAUGUCAUUAACUUAGAGUUCUUUCUUCAUGCUGUCCUUCACUCUAGCCUGUGAGAUUUAUAUCGAGUUGUUGUAAUUUCCUGUUACCAUAUAUUCAUAUUGUAAAUGAAACAAGUUGCGUUAGUUGUAGUUAUUGCAAAUGUGAUUGUAUUUAUUUGUUCAAUAAAGUCUUUGUUCAUUGGAUGA